UUCCUUGACAUUUAUGAAAUUUUUGUGUUUUGUUGUCGGGAAGUGUGAAUUUAUCAACUGUAAAUUUGUAAUUUUUAUGUAUUAGUCUAUAAAAUCUAACCUAUAUUAGUCUUCUUUAACAUUCCUUUAAUCAAGCUAAAACUGCAUACCACUCGAUCUAUAACUGCUAGAAAUAUAACCGGCUAAAAUGUUGGUGCUAGUAUUAGGAGACUUGCACAUUCCGCACCGCUGCAGCAGCCUGCCUCCCAAGUUCAAGAAGCUGCUGUUGCCGGGGCGCAUCCAGCACAUCCUGUGCACCGGGAACCUCUGCACCAAGGAGUCCUUCGACUACUUGAAGACCCUGGCCAGCGACGUCCAUGUGGUUCGCGGAGACUUUGAUGAGAACUCAACAUACCCUGAACAGAAGGUGAUAACAGUCGGCCAGUUCCGGAUUGGCCUCAUUCACGGUCACCAGGUGGUUCCAUGGGGAGACGAGGAGACACUGGCUCUCAUACAGAGACAGUUGGAUGUAGAUAUACUAAUCUCAGGCCAUACACACCGGUUUGAAGCUUACGAACAUGAGAACAAGUUUUACAUCAACCCUGGAUCUGCUACUGGAGCUUACAGUCCAUUGUUCAGGAGCCCCACUCCAUCAUUUGUGCUGAUGGACAUCCAGAGCUCGACGGUGGUCACCUACGUGUACAAGCUACUCGGAGACGAAGUCAAAGUGGAAAGGAUUGAGUACAAGAAGACAUAAUGAGUACAAACAAUUAUAUUGUAAAUGUUAUAUCUAAAGAUCUAACCAUAAUGUGGCCUGCCUACCGCAGAGGGCUGGCAUAAGUGUAUGUAUCACUGUAGUUAUGUUUAUGAAAUAAUAGUAAGUUUUUUAUAUAUCUGAAGAGAAGUUUUGCCAUCUAUAUUGUUGUAUAAUUUAGUGUAUGUUUUCUGCAUUCGUCUUUGGAUGUGUGGUCUUUUGUACAGGUGGUGUGUAUUGAUGUUACAGAAGUAUGGUUAUUAUAUUGUGUAUAGCAUUAUGGCAUUUUAUAAAUAAUUAGUCCUAAUAUAUUGUAAAGAUAAUUUAGUUUAUCACUAAAUAAACUUUCUUUAAUUAUAAUUAUUA
Molecule: messenger RNA, 1099 nt
Organism: Plutella xylostella (diamondback moth)
Lineage: Eukaryota; Metazoa; Arthropoda; Insecta; Lepidoptera; Plutellidae
Gene: Vps29
Product: vacuolar protein sorting 29
Biological process (GO): retrograde transport, endosome to Golgi
Cellular component (GO): retromer complex
Source: RefSeq, a predicted model, not a curated record